AAUACUUUUGAGUCAGCGUUAGUUUCGAGUUACCCACCUCGUGGCUACGUAAACAAUUCAUGGAAAGUUAUAAAUAUUAUAUGAUGUGAUUGUGAACAGCUACGAAAUGAAUCCUAAUAAACGCGACUAUAAUGGAUGGAUAUUGUGUCCAUCCACUAGAUUCCCUGGUAAAUUCUAUUAUUUUAACGUCGUAACUGGCGAGGCAGCUUGGAGUUUAUCCAAUGUCGAGAGAAGAAUGGUGUCCAGACCUAGCUUUCCGCAAUCUGACAAAUGGCAAACUUACCCUGAGCCUGAGAGUCCACCAGAAGAGACCAGUCAACUCUGGAACUACCAACCAGAGCCCAGAAUGUACCACCAACCAAUGCCAGUAUUUGGCCAACCUGCAUUCCCAAACUAUGGGCCAAGCAUGGUAGAGCCAAUGUCUCCAAACAUUGGCUGGACUCCUGUACAAAUACCAACAUCAAUUUACAGGCCAAUGAAUGUCCAAACAUUUGAUCCAUCGCCACAAAGCUGGCCCAACUUUGGCCAACAUAAAUUCAUGUACCGAGAUCCUAUGAAAAGAGAUUUCCAAGAACACAAAUAUUUUGACAGUAACAACAGAUAUUUUGAUGUCAACAACAAGUUUCCAAACUUCAACAGCCAAAGACAGGUAUUCAGUCAAAAACCAAUGAAUUAUCCAGUCCAUCCAGGACCUUUCAUGCAUCCAAAAGACAUGUUCAAUGCAAAAGGCACUAUGCCUUAUCCUGACCAGAGAAAUACUUUCAAACCACACUUUAGAGCUCCGAAUGAACAAUUUAAUGAAAACAUGUUCAGCCAAAAUUCACUAGCAGCUCAAGAAUUGAACAGGCAAAGGAUUUUAAACCAGAAAUUCAUAAGUAACUCACAAACAUUUGGCCAUUCUCUGUCAAAAUCACAGGAAAAUUUGGCAAUGUUUAACAGUUACAACAACUUUAAUACCAUUCAGAAACCAGAUGCUGCUAGACCUAAGAUAGGCCUUGGACUCCUGAGGUCAAAAUCUAUGAGCGACUUGAAACAAGCACCUAAACAUGAUAACCCAUUUUUGAGCCCUAAGAAAAACAUUCCAUUUCCGCACUUGGCUAAUCAAAAUUUCUCAACUUCAAAGUCUUUUGACAACCUGUUGAAUGUCCAUUCUACUACAGAACCAGCAUUUAGUCCGGAGAAAAAGGUUCAGAAGGUAUCGAGGCAAAAUGUAUCUUUUAGACCAGCUGCAUUGAAAAAUAGGCUUGUUUUCGUAGACAAUAAGGGUACUAAUGAAAAGGACAGUCAGGAUUCAGAGCAAAAUUUAAGUGAAACUGACUUGCGAUACGUUCUGAUGGCUCGGCGACGCAAGUCUUCUCUGAGCGAGCAUGAGGAUGGACAUAAUGAAGUAAAGAAGAUAAAAACAACUUACUCAGAAGAAUAUAUGCAACCCCAACCAGCUAAGAAGAAGAGAGUUACAUUCAACCUCGGUGUUGAAGACGACCGAGAGAUCAGUGUUGCUGAAGAUUGCCAGAAUCAUAUGGAUAUUGUGGAUACUACAGAAGACAAUUGUGAAGCUGAGACUGACACCGCACCUGAGGAGCAGGUUCCUGUGUGUGUGAUAGCUGAUGCUGAUGUUCUUCUGGCGGAGUUUGAGCUCAUUGACGAGUUCGUGCAGUCUGAUGAGACCUACACACUACUGGUGCCGCAAUCAGUAAAAACCGAAGUGGAGGCCUUAGGACAAGGUCUAUGCAAUGGUAGACAUCUAGUGCUGAGCGCCAGACAUAUAGUGAGGAAGCUGGCUGACCCACCGACCCAUAUCACUGUUGAACCCAGAGACUCUUCAUUUAAAUGUGAGGAAUUGACAAAAAAUCCGAUACUGAAAUGCUGUCUACAAAUGUACGAUGACGGAAAUUAUGUGAUUUUAGUUACUGACAACGAAGAAUUGUACAAAAACGCAACAGAAUUAGAAUUAGAAUGUUACACGUCACAACAAAUCAAAGAAUAUAUGGCAACACCAAAAACAGAGGUCUCUUUUGACUUGAAGAAAGUCGAAAAUGGCGGUUAUAAGCUUAAAGAAAAUCUAGGAAAAAUCCCUUUUGCUUUAACAAAAGAUGAUAACGAAGUUACAUUUUCGAAAAAGGAAAAAAUCCAACAGAAUUUAGCAAAAAAGAUUGAUUUCGAAGAAGACGACGCGUUUGAUAUUCAAUCUAAAACAAUUAACCAAUCGAAUGAUAACUCGUUUUUUCACGAGAAUGACACAAUUAUAGCAACACAAAUAAGUAACGACAUAGAAAACUUAAACUUGAAAGAAAUCGAUGAAAAAAUCGACUCACGAAAGCCGAAAGGAAAACAAUUGAAUAAAGAAAAAGAAAUACCGAGUUCUUAUUUUAAAAAUGACAGUUCGGAGAAUGUAAAUUUUCAAAAUGGCGGCCUGUCUAGUUUCUCCGACAGGCCGCAGGCAGCGGACUCCGGUGUGGCCAGUAAGAAGAAAAUAAAAGAUAUAAAUGUUUAUAAUCUCAGCGAGCAUCUAAGGAGUUUUUAUGUGAGGAAUAAUGUUGUUGAGGAGAGAAUUGCUACUAGAAUGGACGAGUGGCUGUGUUUGUUUGUACAAAUUAUGGAAGCCACUCUGUUGGAUGCUUUGAGUAUCAUCAAAUCGCCGCAAAUAGAGGACUGUACAAAUUUCCCCUUACGCGAUUUGCUACAGAGAACACGGGACGUGUACGCCGACCACAGGACUGUUAGGGUCCUGAUAGACAAACUGUGUGCCGCCCUGGAUUAUGGUUUUAAGAACGCUGGGAAAAACAAUUGUCCUACAUUUUCAAUGAAGCCAAAUGAAUUCAUGCAGAUGUUUGGAUUUGGUGUACUGCUUAUUAAAAGUCUCAAGAACAUUCUACAAGAGAACCCAGCACUGUCGGACGGGGAGGAGCUGCUGGAGAACUUGCACCGCGACGUGCUGGAGGGCCGGCCGGAGCCCGAGGGCGCUCCGCCCCCGCCCGCGCCGCCCGCAGCGAGGGACCUGUGCCCCCGGCCCGACUUUGUCAAGAAACCGUCUGAGAUCCUGCAGUAUCUGAGGGAGCAUUACCCGGAGUGGAACUCUUACAGGACCCCGGAGGACAACCCUGAGGAAGCACCACCGGUUCAACCGAAAUCGACCAAAAUCGCCCGAACUUUCGGAAAACAUCUCGGCCUACUAAAAUUUGAUUCAUCCAAAAACAUGACGCUAGCCAAACACAAUCAGAAAGACACGAAACACCUUAAAGAACACAACAAUGAUACUCUAAACGCGAAUAAAGAAUUUGAAAACUCUGAACUGUUCAAAGAAGAACUUACUGGGCCGAAAAUGAUAAAAAAGUUAGCUUUACAUCCGUUUUUACCGCCGAAAAUGAAAGAGAUAGACGUCGAAAAGAGGGAAACCAUAAACAAUGAGCUAAUAAACAUGAUUGAAACUAUGACAGACAAGAAACCAGCGAAAUGUGUGACGAAAUAUUACGAUUUAAACACAAUUAUAGUCAAUAAAAACGCAGACAACAAUCCGAAGAGUGAUCCUUGCGUCAAAAAUUUGAAAGAUUUCCAAAAGAGCUUGGAAGCACUCGCGAAAAUUUUACCGCACAAUUCUGAUGAUGCUAAGAGAAAUAAGGACAGUAAUACAGCAAAAAACGUACAAAAAACAUCAAAAGAUACUGAAGUAGAAUUAGAAGAUAAAUUAAGUACAAAAACUGAUGUAAACCUUAAACAGUCAUUAGAUUUGGACAUGUUAGAUUAUUCUGAUAUACAAAGCACACCAGACACGAUAUCCGAGAGGACAUUAGUCAUUGACACUUCAUUUGAAGCAACAUCUCCCAAUGAUAAGGAAGUCGAAGAAACUAUUUUCAAUGACAGACAGAAAGAGAAUUUUGAUAACGCUGAUGAAAAUACUGAAAAUGAUGAACGAAAUCAUGAUGAUGAGGAAAAUAAUGAUGUCGCUAAGGACGAUGAUGCUCAACAGAAUGAUGCCAGUAAUGUUAAUGAUGAAACGAAUGCAGAAGCGGCAUUAAAUGGCAUUAAUCAUGAUUCUAACGAAGUUACUGAUGACAGCGGCAUUGAAAGCGAAAGUCAGCAUGCUUAUUCGUUUUGCCAGAACUUUUUGUGUGAACUUAGCUGUACAUAUAAAACUGUUUAUUACUUCAUCAAAUCAAGUUUGAGCGAACUAAAACAUAAGAAUAAUAUUAGAAGUGGCAGAAAAAAAUUUUUGCACGAGAACGCAGCGAGUACCUAUACUAUUAUGGCCACCAUUAUUAGGAAUCUAAAAUUCAUUAUUGAAAGAGAGACAAAUGAUGGAACGAAAGUAAUUCAGUUGAUGUUCAAAGAAGGAACUGAACCUUGUAAAGAUAAAAGGAUUUCUAGGUACAGACAGGUCAUAGUGAAAUGUUUGGAACAGGCCAGGAUACUGCAGAAUGCGUUGAAAUUGCUGCAGCGGGCGACUGGGGAUGAAGAUGUAGACUCCGUGUCCUGCAGUUCCAUGACUCCUAACGAGUAUUACAACGUUUUUGAAUAAUUCGCUAAUAGGGUUGGCAGGCUCGAAAUACAAAAAUUCAUACAUACAUAAACUGCCUAUAUACGUCCCAAUGGGCACAGGCCUCCUCUCAAUCAACCGGAGGGGUGUAUGGAGCAUACUCCACCACGCUGCUCCAAUGCGGGUUGGUGGGGGUGUUUUACGGCUAAUAGCCGGGACCAAUGGCUUAACGUGCCCUCCGGAGCACGGAAUCAUCUUACUUUUUGAAAAGUCCUUAACAAACAAAGGACAGUCUCACAAAGUAAUUUCAACAAUGUCCCCAUCGGAAAUCGAACCCGGACCUCCAGAUCGUGAGCCUAACGCUCUAACCACUAGACCACGGAGGCUGUUCAACAAAAAUUCAAAUAUCUUUAUUUUCAGACUUGUCCAACAUAACGAGUAGUGAGGGGGAUGAUUCUGAAUUGAUAUCAAGUGGAAAUUUUCCAUCGGAGAAGUAUGAAAUGAAAAUAAUUAAAAAAAAACACUAUUUUAAUUAAUUUUCCGACAGAAAAAUCCACUUGAUAUCAACUCAGAAACAUGGUCUGACUCAUCCCCCUCAGUAUUAGUUACGGUGUCACUAACACCCAUACCUCAUUGUAUGGCUACCUGUAUGUACUUGUGUGGGGUGUGACAUCGUAACAAAUACUGAGAGAGAUGAUUCAGCUCUAUUCUGAGUUAAUAUCAAAUGGAAUUUUCCAUCGCAAAAGUAUAGAAUUGAAAAAAAAAAAUGAAUUUAAUGACGGAAAAUUCCACUUGAUAUUAACUCAGAAUAAUGACUUGAAUCAUCCCCCUUAGUAUUCGUUACGAUUAUUGUCCAGUCAUGACCAAUAUAAUGUACCCACUUUAGGACUCUGUCGCACUAACAUAUUUGACAUUUAGUGAGACUUACAGUUCAAUUUGUCAAAAAAUGCUAAUGUGACAUGGUACCAAAGUGUAUACAUAUUAAUGCUCGUGACCGUCCAUAGAUGUUAGUAACGUAAAAGGACGUAAAUUUUAUUAUUGAAACUUAAGUGAAUUACUGACUAAUGCAUUUAAUUACUUAUAUUUGUCACGUACACAAAAAUAAUUAAAACUGUACGUACUUUUACUUUUUUUUGACGUGACUUAUUGUAGAUUUGCCGCAGAUGGCAUUAACUACUUGGCUGGACAAAUGGGGAGCGCUGAGGGCUCUCACCCGGUACAACGUUUAAGACAACAGGCCUGAGGGUGCCCAGUUGGGCGCGAACCUCGGCUCAGGGCGUCGUCUGAGAGGAAAAAUAUUUGAAAGAAUUAAUCGACCCUAGUGGGUCGAUAGUGAUAAGCGCAGGCUGUUAGCGAAACCGUAACGAAAACUUUGAGGCACGGACGAACGGGAGUUACCGGUCUAUACGUAGUAUAAGUCUAAUGAAGAACUAAUGAGAACAAACACCAAUAAACUGUCUGAUAAGUUCUGGAUAAAAUAUCAGACAGUUAUCAAGUGGUGCAAUAGACCCCAAGUGCACGGCGCAUCGCCUAUUGAGGUAGGCAGCGCAAUAUGUUGACAUUUAAAAUAUUUUCUGUUGAUAAUUUAAUUUUUGAGUCGAACUGUGUUAAAAUCAAUAAAUAUUAGAAUUAAGCAUUAAUCUUAGGUUUAAGUAGACAUUUUUGUAUAGCGUUAGUGACACCGUAACGAAUACUGAGGGUGAUCAUCAGGCUAUGAUUCUGAGUUGAUAUCAAGUGGUAAUUCCUGUAGAAAAAUUGUAGUCUUCUUAUCGUGUGGGUUGUGAGGUAGAAUACCAACCUCAUCAACCCUGGUGUCAGGGUUAUUACUGGUUUGGCGGCUCAGUAAAAUUUUAGUGUUUUUUGUGUAAAACUUGGGUUUUUGUUACGGUAUCACUAACACAUUAUACAGUCAUGAGCAAUAUAAUGUACCCACUUUAGGACUCUGUCGCACUAACAUAUUUGACAUUUAGUGAGACUUACAGUUCAAUUUGUCAAAAAAGUUAAUGUGACAUGAUACCAAAGUGUAUACAUACAUAUUAAUGCUCGUGACCGUACCUGUGUAAGCGCUGAAGAAGUACAUAAUCCCACUCGUUUUUCUAGUUAUUUUUUUUUUAAAUAUUUUUUAUUCUAUGUUUCAGUGACAUGUCAUUUCAUAUAAGUUAACUCUCAGGGUGGUAUUAAUAAACUAAUCUCAGCUUCGAGACUGCCCUCAGGAUCAUAUCAAUGUGACAGUUAAUCAAAUCAAAUAUACUUUAUUGCACAGAACUACAUUUAAACAAUCAGACAUUAACACAUGAAUACAGUACAAUUUGGGCGGCCUUAUUGCUCUAGAGCAAUUUCUUCCAGGCAACCACCAAAAGGAAAUAAACUUGGAUGCGUUCUCAGUUGCGUUUACAGUUCUCAUAUAAGAACAGAGACUUGAGCAUGAUCUUGAGGGCAGUCUCAGCUGAGAUUCGUUUAUUAAUACCACCCUAAGGGCCCUUUGAUACUAGCGAUUGUUGCUCGGCGCGAUACUGGGUAAAACUUAGAACACGGGUGUUCUAUCUCAUUUUAUAUCUGUUGAUUUUGUCCUAAAAGAUUAUAAAUAAACCAUAGAAAAUAUACUUAA
This is a messenger RNA of Pectinophora gossypiella (pink bollworm), 7082 nucleotides long. RefSeq lists its product as uncharacterized. Bases 107 to 4516 code for a protein of 1469 amino acids. Lineage: Eukaryota; Metazoa; Arthropoda; Insecta; Lepidoptera; Gelechiidae. The record is from RefSeq and is a predicted model, not a curated record. The transcript has 15 exons.